AUGAGAACCGAAAGAACAACCUCAUCAUCUUCUCAAAACACGAAAACCAUCAUCGAUCACCACCUCCCCCUCCGUCUCCUCAGAUCCGAAAUAGUCCCACCCGCCCCCACUUUCUCUCACUCCACCAUCGAUUUCCUCCACCACUUUGCAGGCUAUUCAUGGAUCGCUUAUGGAGCUUCUUCUAUUCUCACUAUCACCCAUUUCCCUUCUCCUCUUUCCACUCAUCAGACCCGCAUCGGUCCCCUUUUUCGCCUAUUCUUUGAACUCUCUUCCGAUCACUCCUCCCCUGUUUCUGCUGUCUCUUGGUCACCUCAAUUGCCUUCCUCCGGUGAACUUGCUGCUGCCGCUCUAAAUUGCAUCUGGGUUUUUCAUCAUCACUCUGUUGCGUCCAAAGGUUCUUUUUGUUGGAGCCAGAAUGCAGUGCUUGUACAAAGUACAAAAGUGGAGACCAUAAGAUGGACGGGAUCAGGAGAUGGAAUUAUUUCUGGUGGAAUGGAGGUAGUUUUCUGGAAAAAGAUUAAUAGAUGUUGGGAAAUCGCGUGGAAGUUUAAAGCAGACCUGCCCCAAACACUCGUAAGUGCAACCUGGUCUAUUGAAGGUCCUUUGGCAACUGCACCGUAUUCUAGUAAAGAACAUAUUGAAGGGUCCUUAAUCAGUCAGGAAAGCAAAUUUGUAUUCGUAUGUCAGAGCAAUGAACUAUCUGAAUAUUCAAAAGCCAAACUUCAGCAUCCUCUACCUAUUGUGUCAAUUCAAUGGAGACCAUCGAGGGGAAGACUAUCAGACAAAUACAGUAAGUAUUCAAAAAGGAAUGUGUUACUUACUUGCUGCUUAGACGGAACUGCAAGGUUAUGGAGUGAGAUUGAUAAUGGAAAGGCCAAGAGGGCUGGGAAGAACACAGGGUGCUCUUUUUGCGUUCUUGCUGUCAUUGAGAUUAAUCAGUGUUUAAAUGGAAUUCUUGGUUCAGAUAUAUUUGUGACGUGGGGGACGGAAAUCGAGGGGUUAUUUACCAGAGGUGAAGGAGACAAACAAAAUUUCUCCAAAGAAGGAAUCGAGCACGACAUCAGAAAAUGUGACUGGUUAGUUGGAUAUGGUCCUGGAAUGUUGCUUAGCUUUUGGGCUGUCCACUGUCUUGAUGAUGUUUCCCCACUGAGAUUCCCCCGAGUUACAUUAUGGAGGAAACAUGAGCUCCAGAGCCACGACAUUGGAAACAUUUUUAAGUUUGACUCAUCUGAUUUUAAAAACGCAUUACUUCUGCAUAAAGUCAUUAUAUCAAGAAACUCUUUGUCUGGUCCACCAAGCAUAUGCUCUCCACUACAGCUUUUACCUUGUAAUUCCUUAGUUUGGUCAUUUUUCCAUAUUCAAGAAAUACGUGAUGCUGUUGAGAACUCCCCUGACAAUGCUAAAACAGAUGAAAUCUCCUCUCAUUUGACUGGUGGGUCUUUAAACUUAGAUGGACAUACUGGGAAAAUAUUAAAGGUUUCAAUUCAUCCUUAUAUUUGCAAAGCUCAAGUUGCUGCUUCUCUUGAUUCUAAUGGACUGCUUCUUUUCUGGUCACUUUCUAAUAUUUCAAACGGCAUUCUGGGAUGUCCAACGUUGGUUCCUACUUGGGAACUCUGUGGAAAACUUGCAACUCAACACUCAUGCUCCAUGUAUACAAGCUUGACAUGGGCACCUUCAAUACUUGAUGAGCAACUUGUUUUUUUCAUGGGACAUACCAGGGGGGUUGAUUGCUUCAUAGUCAAUAUUAGUCGAACUGAAGAAGAUAACUUAGAAUGUCACUACUUAUGCACUAUUCCCUUCACUGGUCAUGGUCCUUAUGAGGAUGGCCCGCACGAUAUAUUUGCAAUUCCUUUGAACUCUACUUCUAAUAAAACAAUUUGUAACAAUAAACUUAUGCUAUUGGCAAUUUGGACAGGGAGAUUUCAGGCCCUAUCAUGGGAAGUUAACGUGCAAUCUUUUGACACGUCAACAAUCGGUUGUGAAUGCAAUUUUGAUGCUAAAAGCCUUGAUGACAACCAUAUUUGGGCAUUUGAAAGUACAUUUGCUAAUAAAAAAUAUUGCAUUGCUGUAAUUCCAUGUUCAUCCGAGUUUCCAAGUUCCGAUGAUCUGGUUACUAGUUUUGCAGUGGGAGAUCCUGGCACCCUGAGUCAUAGACAGCAAGAGUUUGGCUUUGCAAAUGAUCAUUGUAGUAGCAGUCCUACAUAUAUCUUGGCCACUGGCUGCUCUGAUGGUAGCUUGAAACUUUGGAAAAGUAACCGUGGCAAUCUGUCGACCCUGAACUUGCCAUGGGAGCUUGUGGGUAUGUUUAUUGCACAUAACAGUCCUGUCAAGGGUAUAUGUUUCACUGAUUGUGGUCAGAAAGUUGCAACGUUCUGUAACAUAAAUGAUUCCAAUGCUGUCAGUACCAUCCAUGUAUGGGAUGCUAUAAAUCUGAUCAUUGCAGGGACUUUUAUUUUAGAAGAUACACUAACGCUUGAAAGUGAUGUUAUUACUCUCAAGUGGUUGACUUUAGGGACUGGUGAGUUAUUGCUCGGAGUUUGUUUGCAAAAUGAGUUGCAAGUAUAUGCUCGGAAGCGUUAUGACAGUUUGGCUUGGUCGAACUCUAGCUGCUGCAGUGAUCCAAGAGCCUAUAACAGCAAGGAUGAAGCAUAUGAAGACAUAAGUUCUGCAGUUUUUACUGAUUGUGACGUCGGUGCUUUCGAAGAGCUUUCAAUUGGAGACAAUAACCUAUACAGUAGCAUGUUUCUGGCUAAGGAACAAUUAAAAUAUGAACUCCUUAACAAGGUUGGUUUGUGGAGCAUCUUAGAAGUAGCUGAGCUGAUUAGUGGAUCGUUGCCUACUUAUCACCCUGAUGUACUUCUUACCAAUAUAAGUUCAGGCAACUGGAAACGUGCUUACAUAGCUGUCAAGCAUUUUGUUGAACACCUGAUUUCUAAUUAUGAUCCUAAAAAGAGACAGAUUACCAAAAGGAGCGGUCUUCCGAGUAUCAUAUUGUCAGAUUAUCUAGAAGGCCGUAUGUCAAAAAGUUCCCAAGAUAAGGGAUUUAAUUGGAGUGAGGAUGUUACCUCAUUCGCAUCAUUUUCACAUGCUCAAAAUAGCUCAAUCCAGUUUUCAUAUCAUUCGGAUUCCAGUGCUGAAAAUAAAAGCAGUUCCACCUCAACUAGAUCUGAGCUUAAUGGCUUUAUUGAACCUUUAAAGAAUUUUCCCGAUUUACCUCAUUUGAUCAACAUAGAGAGGACAGAGAUUCUCUCAAUCAUUGAUUUGCUCAGUGAAGUUUGUAAUCCAGACUCAUCUUCUGCAUAUCAGAGUCUUGAUGAACCUGGACGAAGGUUUUGGGUUGCACUAAGGUUUCAGCAAUUACUUUUUCAACGAAAGUUUGCCAGAGCUGCAUCUGUCGGAGAGAUGAUCAUUAACUCAAGGAUGUUCGUAUGGGCUUACCACUCUGAUUGUGUAGAAAAUUUAUUUGGUUCUGUCAUACCCAAUGAACCAUCGUGGCAAGAAAUGCGUGCUUUGGGUAUGGGCUUUUGGUAUUCCAGCAUACCUCAAUUGCGUGCUAGGAUGGAGAAAUUAGCAAGAGCACAGUAUUUGAAGAACAAAAAUCCUAAGGAUUGUGCAUUGCUGUAUAUUGCAUUGAACAGAAUUCAAGUUUUAGCUGGCCUUUUUAAAAUCAGUAGGGAUGAGAAGGACAAACCUUUAGUGGGUUUUCUCUUGCGCAAUUUUCAGGAUGAGAAAAAUAAAGCUGCUGCUUUAAAAAAUGCUUAUGUCUUAUUAGGAAAGCAUCAGCUUGAAUUGGCGGUUGCCUUCUUUUUGCUUGGAGGCGAUCAUUCUUCUGCUGUAAAUGUUUGUGCCAAGACCCUUGGGGACGAACAACUUGCACUAGUAAUUUGUCGCCUUGUUGAGGGCCAUGGUGGACCAUUAGAGCAUCACCUAAUUACUAAGUAUAUAUUUCCGUCUGCAACUGAUAGAGGAGACUACUGGCUGGCUAGCCUUCUGGAGUGGGAAAUGGGUAAUUACUAUCAAUCUUUUCAUAGAAUGCUACAGUUUUCCGAAAAGAUUCGGGAUCCAGAGUCAAUCAUUAUGUCCAAUUCUGGUUCUUUUUUGGACCCUACUGUUGGUUUUUAUUGUCAAAUGCUUGCAACAAAGAAUAGCACACGGAACGCUGUAGGAGAGCAAAAUUCAACCAUCCUUUUAAGAUGGGCAACUUUGAUGACAGUUACUGCCCUAAAAAGAUGCGGUAUACCACUUGAGGCAUUGGAGUAUUUUUCAUCUUCUCCGAGCAUGCUUGGGACUGCUGAUCAAGCAAAUGAGUUGGAUGAUGUUCUGUCCAGUACAUUAAAGCCUUUGCCAAGAAAAUCCUCUAACUGGUUAUCUGCUGAUGUAUCUGUGCAUCUGGAGUUCCAUGUUAAAUUGAAUUUGGCACUUUGCUACUUAUCAAAACUGAUAAGAGAGCAUCCAAGUUGGCCCGACACUUUUACAGAAUCUGAUGGAGAAGGCUCUUACUCUGAAGAGUACAUGAUUCAAUACGAGAAAUCAAAUGAUAGUUUUAAACAAAAGCUAUAUGCCGGGUUUGAUCUUUUGGAACAAAGGUUUUUGCUGACUCCGUGCUAUCUAAUCAGCAUGAUCUUACUCUUACUUUGCCAUCAUGGACUAUGGUACAUUGGGUAUGAUGUGACAGACGGAAGCACUCAAGGAGAACUGUCUCAAAAAAAGAGUGAUAGAUUUGAUGUUUCCAUUUUAUCUCAUUCUCAAUUCAAACCCCUCUUUAAAACUGCAGAAGAAAUCUCCUUUCUGUAUUCAAGAUUUUUUUCUGCCUGUGGUAUGGAAUAUUCUCAACAAAGUUCAACUUUUAUGAAAGGUGCAUCGGCUGAUAUUAGAACUAAAUUUUUGGAUGCCACACAGUGUCACUUUGAAGGUCUUCUGAUUUCAUUGUCGUAUUUAAGAGCUGUUUUGAGGAGUCAAUUGAGGUCUAUUAGCAAGGAUCUUGUCAAAAAGCAUCUUGAAAUCCUUGAUUUAAUUGAAUAUUAUUUAUAUUUUUCAUUAGCUUGGCUUCGCAGAAAAUCAGAAGCCCUUCUAUUCAUGAUGCAACCUUUCUUGAUUGCACAUGAUGGCAGUAAUCCUUAUGAGGUUGAUAUGGUGAAUCUGAAGAACCUUAUCCCAAAAGUUGCGCAGUUGUUGUCUCAGAAUUCUUUCAUAACUAAUACAGAAAACCUUCAAGUAUCCAAAUGCACAGAGAAUAAUAAACUAGAGGCAGAUAUGAAGAGUUUGGUUCCGGAUGAUGAAAGAUGGAAGAUUUUAGGGACCUGCUUGUGGCAGCAUAUGUCGAGAUUCAUGAUAUCUAAUAUGAAUUUAGUUCUUGCUAAACUUGAAGAUGAAAGUUUAUCGAGUUCUUUCCACAGUUAUAGGGAAUCUAAUACUCCCAGAAAUGUGGAUUCUGAUAGCAUCAGUUUGCCAGAGCAGAUUCUAUUAGUCACAUUUAGCUUAUGUGAUUUACUGACGACAACAGUUACUCAUAUUUCUUCUUAUCAUGUUAAAGAACUUGCGGAAUUUUUGUGGCAAAAAGUGCAGAAUGAUUCAGAUGUUAUGACUCUUGAAUGGUUAAGACAAACAAGUCAAUCAGAACCCAAUCAACAUGAAAACCUGGAUGUUUCGGAAUUGGUUAACAGGAAAGAUAACUAUCAAGCUCAUAAGUUAUUAUGGGAUCAUUGUGCCGAUCCCAAAUUGAUACGUGACUGCUUUGCACAGGAGAAACUCAAUUGGUCAAAGGAUUCGGACCAUAAGCCUAUCAAAGAAUGGAAUGACUUGUAUACAAUUAUGACAGGAUUGCAUAAAACUGAUGAUUCACAUAAUGAUGAAAGCAAAGUUGGCAAAUCAUCUACUAAUCAUGAAGUAGAAUCUCCCGUUAAAAGAAUGUUUCCAAGCAGCCAUACUUCUGCUAGUUCCGACCAGAAAGAAACAAUUCGUGCAAAUGUUGAAGACUUUCAAAGUCCCAGAGAAAUUUACAAGAGAAAUGGAGAACUUUUGGAGGCACUGUGUAUAAACUCUACCAAUCAACAGGAAGCUGCAGUUGCUAGCAAUCGUAAGGGUAUAGUAUUCUUUCACAUGAAAGAUGAGACUCCUUUUAGUGGCGAAGCAGACCUUUUGUGGACCAAGGCCGAUUGGCCACAAAACGGAUGGGCUGGUUCCGAAUCCACCCCUGCUCCUACUUGUGUUUCUCCGGGUGUUGGCCUUGGAAGCAAGAAAGGGGCACACCUCGGUCUUGGUGGAGCAACUGUCGGUAUGGAUUCUUCAGCUUGGCCCAGCAGAGACUUGACAGGCGGUGGAUCAUUAGGAAUGCUAGGUUAUGCUGGUAUUGGCGCCUCUGGAUUAGGUUGGGAAACUCAACAAGACUUUGAAGAUUUUGUUGAUCCACCUGCCACUUUGGAGAAUACAAGUACCCGGGCGUUUUCUAGUCAUCCAAUGAGGCCUUUCUUCUUAGUUGGUUCAAGCAAUACACACAUUUACUUGUGGGAGUUCAAUAAGGACAAAGCUACUGCUACAUAUGGGGUGCUACCUGCUGCUAAUGUCCCUCCACCUUAUGCUCUUGCGUCAAUUUCAGCUUUACAAUUUGACCACUUUGGGCAUCGUUUUGCCAGUGCUGCAUUAGAUGGAACUGUCUGCACAUGGCAGCUAGAGGUAGGAGGAAGGAGCAACGUUCGUCCAACAGAAUCAUCCCUCUGCUUUAAUGGCCAAGCAUCCGACGUCACGUACAUUUCCUCUAGUGGAUCAAUAAUAGCCGUGGCAGGAUAUAGCUCUACUGCUGUCAAUGUGGUUAUAUGGGAUACUUUAGCUCCACCUUCAACUUCUCGAGCUUCCAUUUUAUGUCAUGAAGGUGGUGCGCGCUCCCUUUCUGUAUUUGACAAUCAACUAGGAAGUGGUUCGGUUUCCCCUCUUAUUGUGACUGGUGGUAAAAGCGGUGAUAUUGGACUUCACGACUUCCGCUAUAUAGCUACCGGAAAGGCUAAAAGAACUAAACGUUCUGAUAGCAUUGGGCGAAACUCUCUCACGUCUUUGAAUUAUGACAAGGACCAUAAUGUAGAUGGGAUGCUUUGGUAUAUUCCAAAGGCACACUCAGGGAGUGUCUCAAAAAUAGCUACCAUCCCAAAUACGAGCUUGUUUUUGACCGGAAGCGCUGAUGGAGACGUCAAGCUCUGGGAUGCCCAGAGCACAAAGUUAAUACAUCACUGGCCUAAGAUACAUGAAAAACACACUUUUCUCCAGUCAGGCUCUCGUGGAUUUGGUGGCGUUGUUCGGGCUGCUGUUACAGACAUUCAAGUUGUUCCGCAUGGGUUUCUAACAUGUGGUGGGGAUGGAAAUGUAAAGCUUGUACAGUUGAAAAGUCAUCUGCGUGGUUUCGGAGAUGAGUAA
Vicia faba (fava bean) is the source of this 7404-nucleotide messenger RNA. The record is from the annotation of a GenBank genome assembly. Lineage: Eukaryota; Viridiplantae; Streptophyta; Magnoliopsida; Fabales; Fabaceae.